Messenger RNA from Drosophila nasuta, 1308 nucleotides. RefSeq names its product involucrin-like. The transcript has 2 exons. Lineage: Eukaryota; Metazoa; Arthropoda; Insecta; Diptera; Drosophilidae. The record is from RefSeq and is a predicted model, not a curated record. The coding region runs from base 1 to 1308 and encodes 435 amino acids.
AUGAAACUAGUUACAAUUUUGUUACUUCUCAUCGUGGUCCUGUAUGUGGUCAAUUCCAUAAACGCCCAAAGAAUUAGACCUGACGAACCACAAGAAGAACAACUAGGAGGACUUCUAGAAGAACAACAAGGCGCUCUACAAGGCGUCCAACUAGAAGAACAACUAGGAGGACUACUAGAAGAACAACUAGGAGGACUAUUAGAAGAACAUCAAGGCGUCCUACUAGAAGAACAACAAGGCGCUCUACAAGGCGUCCAACUAGAAGAACAACUAGGAGGACUACUAGAAGAAUCACUAGGCGACCAACUAGACGAACCACAGGGCGCCCUACAAGGCGACCGACUAGAAGAACAACUAGGAGGCCUAGUAGACAAACUACACGGCGACCGACUAGACGAACCACAAGGCAUCCCACUAGAAGAACAACUAGGAGGACUUCUAGAAGAACAUCAAGGCGCCCUACUAGAAGAACAACAAGGCGCUCUACAAGGCGUCCAACUAGAAGAACAACUAGAAGAAUCACAAGGCGACCAACUAGACGAAGCACAGGGCGCCCUACAAGGCGACCGACUAGAAGAACAACUAGGAGGCCUAGUAGACAAACUACACGGCGACCGACUAGACGAACCACAAGGCGUUCCACUAGAAGAACAACUAGGAGGACUUCUAGAAGAACAACAAGGCGCUCUACAAGGCGUCCAACUAGAAGAACAACUAGGAGGACUACUAGAAGAAUCACAAGGCGACCAACUAGACGAAGCACAGGGCGCCCUACAAGGCGACCGACUAGAAGAACAACUAGGAGGCCUAGUAGACAAACUACACGGCGACCGACUAGACGAACCACAAGGCGUUCCACUAGAAGAACAACUAGGAGGACUUCUAGAAGAACAACAAGGCGCUCUACAAGGCGUCCAACUAGAAGAACAACUAGGAGGACUACUAGAAGAAUCACAAGGCGACCAACUAGACGAAGCACAGGGCGCCCUACAAGGCGACCGACUAGAAGAACAACUAGGAGGCCUAGUAGACAAACUACACGGCGACCGACUAGACGAACCACAAGGCGUUCCACUAGAAGAACAACUAGGAGGACUUCUAGAAGAACAACAAGGCGCUCUACAAGGCGUCCAACUAGAAGAACAACUAGGAGGACUACUAGAAGAAUCACAAGGCGACCAACUAGACGAAGCACAGGGCGCCCUACAAGGCGACCGACUAGAAGGAGGCCUAGUAGACAAACUACACGGCGACCGACUAGACGAACCACAAGGCGUCCCACUAGAAGAACAACUAGGAGGACCAUAA